CAGUGUGUUGUUUCACUCCCAACUCUGGUUGGCUUUUGGUCACUGUGCAAAGCGUGCAACUUUGUCCAUGCGGCGGUUCUGGAAAUGCUUUGUUUUGCCAUUGGAGCUCUUCACGUUGUUUCUGUCUAAUCAUGAGAAUGGGGAAAGGAGCUGAAGAUCUUCAUGGGCCUCGUUAAGAGUUUCACGUGCUUUCCUCUCCUUCAUUCCUUCUUUCCAUGUCAGAGAUGGGCUCUGUUCUCUUCUCAAAGCUGUGCUCCUUGUCUGUUGGCAUCAAAGAACCAGUACAUGGUGGAAGUCACAGCUCCCAAGGCAAGGUGCUGUGUUGGGUGGGGUGGAGAUUUGUUCUCUCUUGCUGGGAAGAGGGUGAUGUGCAGGCAAUGCCUAGGCUGCCUGUGGUUGAGAAUGAAGGCUGUUAAAAGGUGAGGGGGAAAUUGUUCUGUCUAUAACAUAGAUGGAGUUUUCUGCAGAGGGCAGUGAUUAAUGUUGGCCAGAGAUGUCUCAGCCCUAUUUUUCCUUUUUCUGCUCGAGGCUGUUAAGUGCUUUUUGGUGUCAUUUUUUCCCAAAGCAGCUCCAUGGGUGUGUCUGGAAGUGUCAUUGUUGGGCUUCAAGAGCCCCUAAAAUUCCCCAGCCAGAUUUAUUUCUGCACAGCUGUGGAGGGGCUCAGCGUAAGGACUCAGACUUGUUCUGAGUGCCCGCCCACCCUCAGAAAAGGCUUUGGGAGACGAUUCAGCUGCACGUGGCUGUGACUCUUUGCUCCCCGGCUGGGGCUGUAGGUUACUUCUGUGGGAGAGGGUACGUGUGGGGUCGGUGGUUUGCUUGGUGCUGGAGGUGCUCACCAGGCUUUGGAGCUCCAGGUCUCAUGCUGCCAGGUAAGUAGGGGGCCUGAGUGCUGCCUGUAGCCCCCUUCUUGCUGCAAAGCAGUGGGCAGAGGCCUCAGCUGGACUUGCAGACAUGAGCACCAGCUUCCACAGCAGUGUUUGUCUAAUGUUUUAAUCUACCAAUAAUUAUGUGCUUAUUUUCCCAUGGUUGAGCUUUGUUCAGAUUUUAUUUUACUCUCGUGUCAUUUUGUUUUUAUUUAUAUAUAUAUAUAUUAUAUACAUACAUAUUCACAUCCUUUUACACAAGAAUAAGAAAAAGGCUGGACCAAGUAGAUCUACCAACCAGUGCCUGGCUGUGAAAAUCACUGCUGUUCUAUCUCCAGCUUUCAGGACUGGGUUGGAUAUGAAACUCAUUGAUACCAUCUGGCCCAGAUUAUUUUUUAUUUCGUAGUUUAAUCUAUCUUCUUCCUCGAGUUUUGGUGGUAGCUUUGUUGAGCUGAUUUUGAAAGAUGUCACAGCAAGUCAUCACAUCAACAGGAAGAUAAAUAACUCUGGCUGUAUCCAGCACUGUGUGCUCACAAAUGUGUCUAUGGGAGGUGGGGUUGGGAGAGUGUGUGUCACUGAACACAAUUAUGUUAUCACCAGGAAUGACAGAUUAAAAGAAAAUAGCACUUGGGUUGGUUUUGGAGGGACUACAUGCGAUGGAGGUGAGAUGAGGAUAUUGGGGAACAGCUACUGGACGUGUUGGUGUCUGCUGUUAUAUCUGUCCCUGAUUAAUACCUGCCAGCAGCAUGGAUAUGUGGUUAUCACACACAUGAGUGUGGCUCGUGUGGAUACUGGGGGGUGAUUUUUGGAGGCAGCAGUUCCUGUUGGGCUGUCCCAGGCAAAACCCAAUGGCAAAACUGAGCAUUUGAGGGCCUGCAAAGGGCACUGUGGGGCUGUGUCUAGCCAGGCGCGGAACAAACAUACCCAGCACUGGUGCAAUGCCCCUGGGAUGGGGAAAAAGUAAGAGCACGUCCUCUCUGUUUUGGCGAGGAAAGAAGGAGCCAAAGCAGGAUGCUGUCAGGGCUGGGACCUCUGUGCCCUGCGAUUCAUGCUGGUUUCUCUCUUAAACACUUCCUUACACCUCUAAACAGCUUCAAAAUCCAGGCCAGCUCCCUACAGGCUGGCCGCUCUGGAUUUAUUACCCUGGCUUAGUUGAUCCUGUUCUCACUGACAAUGCAGAUGUUUGGACAAAUGAUGGGAUUUGAUGAACUUUGCACAUCUGGGUUGUGCAUGUGGCAGUGGUGCCAGAUUGGCUCUCGAGGGGAGGAGAGGGGCUUCAACACCAGCUUGUCCUCAUGUGUCUUAAAGAAUCCCAAGUAUCUGACAGGCACCACAUGUGGGAGUCACUGGAGGAGGUCAGAUGAAGGAAGAGGAAGGAUUGUGAGCCUUGCCAAAAUGUCUCAGGCAUUUUAUUGCUGAGAUGAGGCAGCUUGGGGACAACGGCAGUGCGGCAUCACCAGGUUUUAUCCGGUGUCCAGGUGCCUGGCAAGGGUGACCUGAGGCUGUUGGCUCUCUGGCUUUGUUUCCCAGUGCCUCUGCCUCCUGUUGCAGAGAAAAGAUCCCGUGCUCCGUAGCCCAUGAGGUGCUCUCCUGCUUAAUGGCUAGGGACUGUCCCAGCAGCAUCAGCUUCUGAGCUGUUGCAGAGUUAAGCCUGGUGCAGCUGAACAGCUGUGGACUCAGCAAGUGAAAAGGGCCUUUUUCUCUCUUUAUGCAAAAAGAAAGAUGCUUGCUGAGCUCAAAUUGCAGGUUAAGAGCUCAGCAGGGCUGAGUGGAGUGUCCUGCGGGGCUCACCGUGACAGUCAUUGUGGAAAUGUACAGAUCUUUAUAGUAUUGACUUAUUUUGAAUCAUGAUGUUGAAAUAGCUAAAUCACACACUCUGAAGCUGACAAAUGUCAGUGUUCAUGGUUUCUUUUCUCUGAGCCCACAUUGCUGCACAGGGUCAGAUCCAACAGCCCAAAUGCCUCAGGGCCAGUGCAGUGUGGGGCAGCUCUGGCUUCCUGUGUGCUCCCCUGGCACCCGCCUCUCUGUAGUCCAGAUGUUUGCUGAGCCAGAGAUGACAUCUCUGCAUUGGAUGGGGCAAUCACCAUCCUUAGCAGGGAUCAUUUAUAAUAAAAUGUGCAAGGGCUCUGUGACACCAUUAACGUGGAUGUGUUUCAUUUCAGUUUCACCCUUUAGGAUUUGGACAUUAUUUCUUUCCAGAAUGGCUGUAUUUGAGUGAGGGCUGAGCUAAAGCCUCUCUCUGCAAAGUGAAAAUCCUCCUUCCUGGAGGACAUGCUUCAUCCCUCGGUCUCUCCUCUUGCAGUCUUCUGAUGGAUGGACCCCGGGCUGGAUGGUGGAAAAGGGAGCAAGCAAAAACAGCUUGAGAAAGGAAACCUACUGCUUCUCUCUAGAUAAGUGGGAAGGCUGAAAGACAAUAGCAAUGACUACUGACAUGAUCUGAAUACACUGUUUUUGCAUCAUGUAAAUCAGAGAUUUAUCAGUGUUUUGCAGGCUGGUAAAUAUAUCAGUAUUCAUUUUAGCCCGAAAAAAAAGACAACAUUUGGUCUCGGGAGAAAUGCUGGGAUAUAUCCCAUGUGGUUUUUACUGGAAAAUGCUCUGCAUUCCGAAGAAAGGUCCUGCAGUAGAGAAUCAUCCAUACCCAGCAGCCCUGAAUGUCCUAUUGUGCAGUAAGCUCAUGAAAGGAGAUUUGUUUUGCUGUGUCUACUUACUGAGCCUCCAGUGCACCCAGAAUGUUAAAGCCACCGGUUGUCUGUCUAGACCUACCCCUCUUAUAUCAAUUAAUCAUUGAAGAGAAGUUGUUAUGCAUUUUAUGGCCUUUCAAACUUGCUCUGUGCUGUGCUUGCAUCCUAAAUUCUUGCUCUUUCCUCUUCCUCCUUCCCCUGCACUUUGCUAGAUGGUUUUCCCUCGCCUCAAUCACGGAUUUCUGGCUAACGAUCAGCUGGUCUUUAGCCGCCGGGUGCUCAAGGUAGACGUAUCAAAUCUGCUGCCUCUGGUUUGCUGUGUUUGUUUGAGCUGCUUUUGUUCCCCCGUUCUGGCCGAUGGCGCACUGGUGCUGUUUGGAAUUGUCACUGCCAUGGGGCACUUAGAGGUGCCUGCAGGGAGCAGCCAGGAUGAGCCCUGUUAGAAUUCAGGGGGAGUUUUGACGAAGCAAGGAAACAUAAAAGUGAUGGUGUUUCGGCAUUUGGUCCUUCAUGGGAAGCGGAGAUCAUGCAGCAAGUCCUAUAAACGUUCGUAGGGUGUAUGGACAGUGCUGGUAUCAAAGUAGAAUGCACUAAAAUGCAAUUGUCUAAAUCCCCAUGCUCUAAAUGUGACUUUUUAAUUAGGCAAAAUUCAGUGGGAGACUCUUGUCGUAAUUUGAUGCAGCGUUCAGGAUUAGCAGAUAGGAUCUUUAAAAAUCAUGCGAGUGAUUUAGGAGCGCAGAUCUCGUUGAAAGGCAGCGGGGUUUGUGCUGCUGAGUCUCUUAAGGACUUCUGAAAAUCCCACACUUGCCCGUGAUUUGAGGGUGGACCACAUUAAAUACAGUCCUGUUAGUGCCUCGCUGGUAACCCAUCCAGAUGUUGCUAAAAGAUUUAUGGCACAGCCUUUCCAUGAGGAUUUCCAUUGUGUAGCCACAUGUUGGAACCGCGGUGGCCGGCGGCGGGUUGCAGUGCUCCCCUCGCACAGCAUGUACUGAACCUUUGCAAUCACAAGGAGAGGCAGUGGCUGCUUUCUUCCCUUGCAUCCCAGUAGGAUGUCAGCUGAGCUGGAUGUUAAUAUAGGACUUUGGCUGUAUUUAAAGUCUACUAUUAAGAACUGCUUUGGGGGGAAUUUUUUUUGGUGUGGUCUGCUAAGGUCUGGACUUGUGUGCAUGCUCCACGCCAGCAUGUUGUUGGGUUUCAUUUGUUUCUGGGUAUGUUGAAUUGGUGGAUUCUAUGUAGAUGGUCACUGGGGAAAGGCUUAAUGAGAUGAAAUCAAGUGUUGGAAGGCAUUGAGCAAAAUCCCAUUUGAGGAACUAGACUCAAAGGUCUUGGAGCAGCUCUGAGCUUGCUCCAAGCCUUCCCAAUUGGCUGCUGCAAUUAACCCCCCCGGGAUCAUAGAAUCAUAGAAUCGCUCAGGUUGGAAAAGACUUCAAAGAUCAUAGAGUCCAACCACAACCCAACCAUACUACCCUCAUUCUAACAUGGUAGAGAUCAAGUUGCCCAUGGCCUGGGGAUGCAAUGCAUGUGUUGUGGGCAACCUCUGGUCAAUACCAAGCUGCUGUGCUUGCCCACGCUGCUUCAUCUCACCAUGUCUGUGUGAACUUCUUCCAGGGCGAUCAAGGUCGAGAUGGAGCCACUGGCCCCCCUGGUCCGCCAGGACCCCCAGGUGCCCGGGGGCCUCCUGGUGACACAGGAAAGGAUGGCCCAAGAGGACCUCAAGGCCCCCCUGGUCUUAAAGGCGAGCCAGGGGACGACGGCCUUGUGGGUGCCAGGGGACCCCUGGGGCCAAAGGGCGAGCCCGGCAUGCAAGGAAAGAAGGGUGAUGAUGGCAUCCCAGGGGAACCAGGACUUCCAGGCUUUAAGGGAGAAAAGGGAAGCACAGGUCUGAAGGGAGAGAAUGGCACGGACGGCGCGCCAGGACCCAAGGGUGAACCUGGUGAGAAGGGAGGAGUCGGCUCCAUCGGACCCCGGGGUCCCCCUGGCCUGAAAGGGGAACAGGGUGACACGGUGGUGAUCGACUACGACGGCCGCAUCCUGGAUGCACUCAAGGCUGCAGGGAUACACAAAGUGGUGGGCUCACCAGGUCCGCCAGGGCCACCGGGCCCACAGGGCGCUCCAGGCCCCAAGGGGGAGCUGGGCCUACCAGGUCCACCUGGACUGGAUGGAGAAAAGGGUCCCAAAGGAGCUAAGGGUGACCAAGGCAGUGCAGGAAUCACAGGACCGAAAGGAGAGACAGGAGAAAUGGGCUUAUCAGGUCCACCGGGAGCAGAUGGGCCAAAAGGAGACAAAGGAGACACUGGAUCACCGUGUUUGCAGAACAACCACAUCAUCCCAGAGCCAGGACCGCCCGGAUUGCCCGGCCCCAUGGGUCCUCCAGGAAUCCAGGGGCCUAAAGGCUUGGAUGGUGCAAAGGGAGAAAAAGGUGACAGCGGUGAGAAGGGGGAGCACGGCGACGCGGGCCCAGCUGGUCUCCCUGGUGCUCCAGGGCUCAUUGGAUUACCUGGUACCAAAGGAGAAAAGGGAAAGCCAGGAGAGCCGGGAUUAGAUGGUUUCCCAGGUCUCAGAGGAGAAAAGGGAGAGAAGAGUGAAAGAGGGGAGAAGGGCGAGCGAGGGAUACCAGGGAGAAAAGGAGCCAAAGGGCAGAAGGGGGAACCUGGCCCUCCCGGACUGGACCAACCCUGCCCUGUGGGAGAUCGUAGUAUUACAGGCAGCAAUGGGGAUCCAGGUCUGCCAGGCCUGGAUGGGGUGAGCGUGCCCUGCCCGCUGGGACCAGACGGACUGCCAGUAGCAGGAUGUUGGCACAAGUGAUCUCUAAGCAUGAAGCACAGUGUGUAAAUAAUGUGAUAUAUUUUGAUCUUUUUGAUUUUUGUAUAAAAAAAGGAAGAAAACAACCCUUCAACAGUAAUAUAUUGACCUUUUUUUAUACUGGAUUCUGUCAUUUACGGACUUUGAAUAUACUGUAAAGCUCUCAAACCCAUAAGAUACGCAUGAUAACAUCAAGAUUUGAUAAAGGUACCAAUGACACUUGCUGGGAAUGACCAGAACUCACUGCUAAUGCUGCUGUGUGAACUAACAGCACUGAGACAGCGCGUUGCCCUGUGUGCCUUACCAGCUCCCUGUCCUAACCUGGCUCUCAACUCUAUUUGCAUUGCACGUGUGUACUCAAAGAGUGAAAAAAACUGGCAGAAAAAAAAGAAAAAGAGGAUGCAGCCCUAAGGAUGGAAGAAGCUGCUGUAUGCCAUCUGGUCAAACAAAAGGACUUCAAACCUGCAGAGGAAACAAAGCCAAGCUCCCUUUGUUCCUACCUGCUGUCGUUGUGAUGGAAAUAGCAAAUCUUUGGAAAACUGUAACCUGGACUGCCUGUGGAUGUUUUGGCUACUAUCAGAUAACCUUUGAUCUCGAGAGGAAGCACCUCUGGGUCCUGUUCUGUGGUCUGCAGCUGAAGACGUGCCAGCUCUUUGUUAAAGCAGAACUCAAAUUCUUUAAGAAACCUCUACUGCAAAAUUUCAAAACAAAAACACGGCAAUGCUUUCAGAACAGACAGUUGUGGGGCAGGGAGGGACUCUGCUGAAGUCUUCCAUUAAGCAACAGAGUGCAUACUGUUGCUGUUGGGGUUCCAAAACUUGGAGUUCGGAGUAUUUGUCUUGGUCUGUAGGAUUCACUUGCAUUUGAUUUCCUUGUGUUUAUGUGGUUUGAUUGUGAUCUGUGUAGCUCUGCACGCUCCUCUUGUCCUCCUCUUUCAGUGCUUUUUUUGGUCUCUUUCUUUAACUUAUCUCAGGCACAUUCAUGCAGAGUAAGGUAAGAAUCAAAGGCUGAUUAGGGUUUCUAUUACAUAUUGCAUUAAUAAGAGAAAUUUAAAAAGAAAAGAAUUGCAAACAUCUUAUGAGUAACAAUUCCUAAGAUCUUGGAAAAACAGGGAUUGUGCAGUAAAAAGCUAUGAAAAAUUAUUUUGCAGGAAAGCCGAGUCUGUUCAGCUUACAGUGAAGAUCAAGAGGCAAUCAGAUUCCUUUACAAGGAGGAGAUACUUUAUAGCAAUAAGUUCUUGAACUGAACAGAGAAAGAUGUUCAAAGAUGCAUCCAAUGGCUGAAGUGGAAGCUACGUAAAAUCACAUAAAACAAGCCAUGGCUUUUUAUUGGUGAGCCUGGCUAAUCCUAACCAGAGUGGUGAUGGAAUGAAUCCCCGUGGCUUUAACGCCUUUCUGAUUUCACAGAUGGUUUCUGGAGGAAAUACCUUAGCCCAAUAGAAGUUGCUAGGCUCUGUGUAGGAGGCUGAAGUGAAAUUAAGAGCCUGAUUUUUGUGCUGACAAGCCAGUCAAUACAAGGAGUCAUUUUUGGUGCACUGAGUAGAUUUGAACCUGUGAGGAGGUUCCUUUGCAUCUCAGGGCAGCUGGUGCUGCAGGACUGGUGGGAGGACAUGCGACUGAUGGCUCCAGGGGGAACGUGCCCUGCACAGCUCCAUCCUAGUGCAAGUAGUGCCAGCCCUGGUGUUGUGAAUAGCAGCAGCAAUGUGCUCGGUGCUCUGCACAGACAGGGUGAGGUUUCUGAUGUCUGGUGACUGUGUCCUAGUUGUUCUUGAGCUUAUCCUUUCAGUCAGCUGGGAGCAUUUGUCAUCUGCUGUUAAACGCUGAAUUGGACGUUGGCUUGGUCAGUGUGGACACAGAAGAUUUACAGACAUAGGCAGUAAUCUUCUGUUAUCUAGCUUUGUUCACUGCCUAGGGCCUGCACCUACACACUGCUUGCUUUGUGGCUGUAUUUCACAUCUUUACCAAUUAGUUACUGACCGCAUUUUUGGUCACUGUACAAAUUAAAUCAGAUCAACUAACAAAUCAAGAAACAAGAAUUAUGUAACUCAAACAGCAAUGAAAAUGCAUUUUAUUUACUUCCAUUUUAUGACGUUAGCUAUCACUUUUGGUGUGAGGGUUUUUAAAGGCGAAAGGAGCUGCUGAAAGAGCUCCCACUGGCUUUUAAUGCUUUUGAAAAACCCCUUUGCUGUCCCACAUUAAAGCUAAUUCUUCUGUGGAAGGUCGAAGGCAAAUCUCUCAUUGAUGUCACUGGGAAGAUCUGUAAUUGUUCCCUUAAUGUACAGUUGCUUUUCCCAUCUCCCCCAGUCAUCUCCAAACUAAAGCUGUUCACUACUCCAAACCACACUGUGGGCUUCUACUCUCGGUAUCCUGUAGAUGUCCUGUUCAUGGAACCUCUAUCGAUAUCAAUGAGAGUUCAGUCCCCAGAAUGACUGCAGAAAGCACAAGAAUCUGGAAGUGUCCACAAACAAUCUACAAUGCAGAUAGAAAAGUCUUGUUUUACAUAUGCUGGCAAAAACUAAACAGCUUUCUAUCUAGCUCCUACUCAAAGAAGUUUGAUAUCACUGAAGCUACAAGACAAGCUAACCUCCAAAGCUUAUGAAAUUAUAUUAAAAUUUAUAUUUUCUCUGAGGAAAUACCCCCGAAGUCCUAUUAUCUUCAGGUAAACAAGUCAGUAUUCCGUCUUCAACUUGUGGAAUAUCCAGUGCUUGUAGGCAUCAACUGUGACCACUGCCAGGCCUGCAAAACAUUGAUACAGAAUACCAGAACAGUGCUUUACCUAUUGCUCUCACCGCUGUGCAUGGUCGCCUUCCCCCUCCCAACACAGAGCCUGGUGCCAUAGAACCCACGCCAUUUGCUCUCAGCAGAGCAGGAGAGUUAUUUUUAAAGCCUCUGAACUUCUUCACUGGGGUUUUUCCUCCCCAUCCCCUCGUAAUGUUCCCGUGCCAGCCCAGGAGGAAGACUGGAAGCAGCAUCCUAGCAUGGGGCUGUGACUGAUCCAUACCCAUCAGUGCUGCCACCUCGGCUGACAGACACUGCAGAAGUAAUGUUUGAAAAUCCCCAGGUUAAGGCCCUCUGCUGGGUUUAUGCUGCACACUGAAUAUGGUGCAUCCUGCACUUACAAAGCAGGUCCACCUAUGCACAAGCAGCAAGUCUGGUGUGCUCAGCAUGCAUCAGAUAAACUGUGUGUGUCUACACCAGCAGCCUGUGCAAAGCAGCUUCUCUGGUCUGCUAUUGCUUGCAUUUCCACGGGAAGUGCUGGCAGGGACAAGUCCUGAAGUGUGUGGCACCUAUCCUCACCAGCUUUGAGGAACUAACCAGUAGGGGUUAGUUACCAGUCUGCUGGUCCCAGGCAGUCCCGACCAUCACCAAAGCAGCUGAAACCUGGGGCAAGCAGAGCUUCAGGGCACAGGGCAUGGUACAGAUCUCCAGGCACAAAUAGUGCCAGGGACUGCAGUUGUAACCUGUAUUCCUCGUCCUUCCUGGUCCUCCACGGGGACUGCUGUGCUUAGCCUGUGCAUUCUGAGCUCAGUGUUUCUGAUCCAUCAUGCAGCACAAACUGAAGAACCAUAUUUUAGAGUAACUGUUCACUUUGCACUGACUGCACAGUCUAAGAGGAAAUUUAGUAGAGGUAUUUAGAUCCGCGUGCUUCCCAUGCACACAUAUUUAGGGGAGAUUGUUAAACGAAAAGUUGUUUCAGAGCAGUCAUAAUCUUAUUGGGAAGAGUUAAAAAAGGAUGUGCUUUGCUCAGCAGAUUCACGCCAGAUCAGUUGAUUAUUUUCUCUUUCCAUAUGAAAAUGUUUACGUAGGUCUUUUUAGAACACGGAAUAUGCAAACAGCUCACAAAGAUGAAUUUUACUUUUGGGCAGUGUUGGUGGUCUCAGUCCAAACUCAGGAAUGAGUUCAGCCACUCACAGAGCACAGUGCAUUUCUCCCCCAGGAAUUCUCCCUUUUUUCUGGCUUGGGAGAAGGUAAGCAAUUUUUACAGGAAAUCCAAAAUGCAGCUAAGUGAUGCCACUAGAUGUCAGUAGCAAUAAAGAUGACUGACGCGAUGAAAUGUAGGUCACUGUGACUGAGCAAUUGAUUUAUCUCAGUACAGUGGUUGGUGUGUGAGCUUUGUGGAUUUGUCAGUGGAUUAAUAUUUGGGUUAAAACACUUCAGUUCUUUGUCUUGGGUGAAUUUAAGCCAAGCCAAACUCAUGUUUAUCCCAGUUUUCUAGUUUACAGAACAACAUUCAGUGGUCCGAUGUAACUGACUUUAGAAGUGUGGUGAUUCCCAUUAGGCCCAAAUAAUGCUGUCUGCCUGCUCCCAGGAACAGGACAAGCAGCUGUGAGGUCUGUCUGUGCUCCAGGAACGGUGUUGCUGUGAGUGUGGCCAAGUGCCCAGAGCUCAGCUGUGUCUGUGUUUUGGCUUCCAAAAAAUGCCCCUGUUUGUAGGUCCGGUCUGGUGCCAGGAGUGUGCUGGCAGCUCCAAAAGGGCCCUUGCCAUGGGGUGAGCCUGAGUGGAGGGGCAGGUGGGGUUAAUUGGAGUUCUGCAGCUGGCCUAAUUGCAGGCUGGGCUGGUUAAUUCACCGGUAUUUCUCUGCGCUGUGAAACAGGUGGUAGACAAAAUCCAGUCUGACUCCACACUGAAACUGUUUCUAAAACCCAAUGCACUGGGAUUUUAGCUUAAGGGAAAAAACAAAGCCAUAUACUUGGUUUUAUUUUCACGGGGAAGACUUGUCGUAUACUCUGCUUCUAAUUCUUGCUGUAUAUAUAAUGGCAGUGAAUUUCUUUUCAUACAGAUUUUUCUCCUGUGUAUUUUAAAAUAGGAAUGUUUCUUAUAACAGACUUCCUAAUGUGUUUUCUUUUUUAGAAAACCUAAAGUACUAACUGAGUUUUUGUUAUUUUUUUUAAUCUUCUGUCAUUUCAUACAUUCUGCAUUUGAAAUUAGCAAAUCAGCAAAAUGUACAUGAGGUUUCAGUGGCUCAAAGCAGCCUAUGCAAUGAUAAAAUGUAUUCCAGGGACAAUGACCCAGGAUGCCAGGCAGGCGUUUCUGAUGGUUUUAGUUGCCCAGUGCCCAGGAAGCAUGUUUGUUUAUGACUUCAUGCAGGACAGCCUGUCUGCUGGUCUGGGGGCCAGAAUGAAAGAAUUCAGCCAGCUGUAACUCCUAGUUUAACUACAAUGCUAAAAUGACAGAAAAAUCUCAGAUUUACUGUAAUGGUAAAUAGCCAUCCUUGCUCUCAAUAUCCAUGUCCUGUAAAUUCACCAUAAAGGCAUGGUAGAGCAUGGCUUUCCUGGGCAUUGAAUGCUGAUUUCAUGCUGCCCUCUAAAGGCCAUCUUUUUUGAACAGAAACAAAUUCGGUGCUAUGAUGGGAAACCAUCCCUACCCCAAAAAUAACAGCACUGCUCCAUAACUGACUGCAUACAUAGGCACAGGUGCACCUUUGCCAGCUGAGGUUCGAAUCACUGCAAAACAGGAGUGCUUACACAGAAACUUUCAUCUGUUUCCCAAUUCUUGUAUUUCCCCUUGGGAAACACAAUCAUUUUCUUUUUAAUCCAAUUGCUGCCCAGAUAAUUAAUUUGAAGUGUUAUGCAAAUAAAAGGAGGUUGCCAGCCAAGUUUCCAUUCUAAUCUUUUAGACAGAAAGCUCUGAAUUACUUUCCUUAUAGACAAUAGAUUUUUAUGAAUAUAUGCAAAAAUAUUAGCAACAAUUCAUAAUUAAAAUAAAGUGUCCCCAGGCUGCUUUUCUUGGAUUAAUACUGUAUGUAAGUGGCUGAACCAGGAUAGGUUUGGAUCCAACCUACGCCAGCACAGCCAGGCACAGAUUUGGUCCCACCAUCCUCAGGUGCAGGAAAGGCCCUGUACCCUGCUUGGCCUCAUUGCAGGCCCUCAGAUUGACUCAUCGUGUACUUGUCGGUGUGUUUGGUUGUACAGCCAGGCUUACCCAGGUAGACUGUAAAGUGAGAUGAAGUAUUUCAGUAAGAUUUGAAGAGGCCUAAGAUACUUCAGUGAGACAAUCAAUAUGGCAUACACUGAGCUCAGCAAUCUUACAGAACAACGUUUAGGCUUGUUCAUAACAGCUGGGGGGAGAAAAAAAUAAUGUACUGAAGCAAACCAGUGAGUAUAUAGUUUGUACCUGUGAACUUAACAUUACUUCUUGUGUUCUCGAGUGAACCACUGCAGCUUUCCCAUGCUUUCAUUCAUUAGAUGGCACACCAGAAGGGUCUGACUGUUGCAUAAGCUGCAGCUAAAGCAAGUGCUGAAAACCUGACACUUGGAAAUGAAUGGGAGACGGCCUUGAUAGACCUUAGGACUCUAUACUGCUGUAGAGGGCUUGGGGGAAAACUGCAGGGGAGCUGGGAAACAUGAGUUUUCAAUGCAUAAGAAGUGGCAUUAUUGACAGCAGAGUAGAAUAAGAAAUACAUUAACAUUUGCGGUUUUCCUAUGUCUUAGGACAAUUAAUCCCUGUUCGCUAAGCUGUGGUAGGAGUUCUCAGCUGUGUUUCGUGGAACAGACACAGUGAACUUGUGUGUCUGUGUGUGGCUUCUUAUGUAACGUGGCUGUUAAUGGAGAUUAAAAUGGAGAUGUCCCAAGUAUCUGAAAUCCAGUUCUGUGUAGAUGGCACUAGGAACACGUGGGUUUUUAUGUUCUUCUAAACUGUACGUUUAAUUUUUAAAAGUGCAUUUUACAUGAGUUUAUGAAGGGGGUGCUUUUAAAAUUUGCUUUUCUGCUAUGAAAUAAAAGUAGGACCUGGUUUUGCAGGUACUCACUGAAUUUCUAAAUUAGGCAGAAGAGAUGGUAAGUUGCCAUUAGUUAGAAUGGGAGCUGGAGUCCUGUUGUGUUUGCUGGGCAGUUUCAUACAUGGAAUUCCACUGUAUAGGCAAUUUCGUAACAUAGCAACUCUUGUGUUGCUGUUUGGCGUUCUUCUUUGCUUUCUUACUGAAAACAAAGUGCUCAAUAUGACAAAUAUUCAGCACAAAAUACCAGUCAGAACUGAAAGCCACCAGCUCUGCCACGUUACCUUGCUUUGGACAUACAGAUCUUUUAACACUGAUCUGUCCUCUAGCAUUUAGGUGCCAUUUCUGAAAUGAUGUAAGUAGAGAAACUAUAGCUGCUGGUAUGAAAACCUAACUGAAAAUCUGAUUUAUUUAUAACACAAUUGAGAGAAAUGUAUGCAAUAUGAGUUUUAUCUGUACCUGUUGGAAAUUAUGCUGAUAAGGCUUAAUCCUCUCCCAAGUUAUGCAAGCCUUAUUUAUGGGAAUGGCUGCAUUGCUUCGGGGCGGCUGCUAGAGCUGCCAGGGCUGUGUGUGCAGCACAAGUGUCCGUGCUGAGCACCCUGAGCACUACUUUGUGUGGCUGUAUUUAUGUGGUAUCAUAUGCAAAGCUGAGGAAGCCUCUGUAAAACCACUUUUAAAAAAUAUAUAGAUACAUAUAAAUAUUAAAAACUAAAUAAAAAAAAAGUGCGUAACAUUUCUAUUUGCAACAUGUUGUAAUUUUUAAUUGUGUAUGCCAUGAAGAGUGUUCUAUUUACUCAUUGCUUUGGGGAACAACUGUUUUAAAAAUGAAGGCAUUAACUGACAGUAUUUCAUAUCCAUUGUUUUAACAUGUUAAAAUGGUUAUUAAUUAGUCCUGCAGUAUGUAGUUCUAGCUUAAAGCUGCAAUGGACAGCACAUCAGCUUGAGACCUCCAAAAACAUUUCCUUGUGCUUUCUGUAAUAAAAGCAAAGACUUGAUGUUUAGAAAUGGUCUCUCUGUACAGGUUGCUUUUACAAUUGUGUGAAUAUGUAUAAUGAACUCUGCGUUUGUAACCAAGAAUAAGCAAAUUGUAAAUGUUUCGGUUGUUAUUAUAAAUAGCUGCAAAGUAUCUUAACCAGACAAGAGUUCAAAUAAAGAUUAAUGGCCAUUAUUCA
This is a messenger RNA of Meleagris gallopavo (turkey), 14232 nucleotides long. The record is from RefSeq and is a predicted model, not a curated record. Lineage: Eukaryota; Metazoa; Chordata; Aves; Galliformes; Phasianidae.